Dibothriocephalus latus is the source of this 249-nucleotide messenger RNA. The record is from the annotation of a GenBank genome assembly. Lineage: Eukaryota; Metazoa; Platyhelminthes; Cestoda; Diphyllobothriidea; Diphyllobothriidae.
AUGCGACAGGAAAUCGGCUCCAGUGAUAGACAACAGAAAUUCCGCCUGGAUAAAAACUUAUUGGAACCGUCGCCGAAGUCUGUGGUCGAGAGUCAGGGACCGUUACCCAUACGUGUUGAUGGUGGUGUCACUGGCGGCUUGCAGCGAAAACUGCGAAAGCAGGAGGUGGUGACGCCUAGGAGACGGGCUAAAACUAACCUCAGCGUCAGUUUUGUUGAUAAAACUGAACCCGGUGGACUUGUCGGUUAG